Molecule: messenger RNA, 3387 nt
Organism: Planococcus citri (citrus mealybug)
Lineage: Eukaryota; Metazoa; Arthropoda; Insecta; Hemiptera; Pseudococcidae
Product: UDP-glucosyltransferase 2-like
Exons: 5
Coding region: 39-1712 (557 amino acids)
Molecular function (GO): UDP-glycosyltransferase activity
Source: RefSeq, a predicted model, not a curated record
CACUGCUGCACUCGAUUGUUUAUUAUGUACUUAUUCUAAUGAGACAAAAAGUAAUCAGUAUAACAGUAUACAAAGUUACCUUCAGUGCGUUCGACGGUACAAUACGAGUAAGUCUGUGUAUGUAUUUCACCGACGCGACAUUGGAGAUGAAAAUGAACAAAAUAGGCCUAAUGCUCAUCUUGCUAACAAUCUCACCUCUGCUCUUCGUAUCAAACACACACUCAGCCAGCAUAUUAUACCUUUAUCAUCUCGGAGGCAAGAGCACCACUUCAUUACACCAAGCAAUCAGUAAACUUCUACUAAAAAAUGGCCACCAGAUCACCGCCGUUAGUCCAAUACCAUUAAGCGAAAACCUCGCCAAUUACACAGACUUGGGAGUACACGACGACUUGAUAAAAUUCUCUGAUGAAUUCUCUCUCGAAGAUGGAUACAAGGGCACCUUCGCAAACAGAAAACUGGUUUACGAAAUUCAAAACGAGAAUUGCAAAAACAUCUAUCGAAACGUGAAACUUGCCAAGGCGGUGAAAAAUCUCAAAGUAGAUCUAGUCUUGUUGGAGAUAGAUGGCGCAGAAUGCUUCCUACCGUUUGCAGCUCAAUUCAACGUACCGAUAAUUGGAGUAACCACUUCGUAUUUUGCAUUCCCCGAUUUAGAUGGAGUGAUGGGUAACCCGAUAAAUCCAUCUUCUGUGCCGAUUCCUUUCAGCGAAUUAUCUCCACAGAUGAACUUCUUCCAGAGAUUGCAAAAUACCAAAGAUUACGUGUUACAUUUGCUGAUCAGCUGGUAUUACAUUAACGAAGCUGAUUCAAUUGUAGGCGAGCAUUUGGAAAGUCCGCCGAUUCGAGAAUUAUACGAUCGAAUCGCUGUGGUGUUUUGCAACAAUCAUUUUAGUUUUUUGUCAAAACCAACGGCACCCAGUACUGUUGAUAUUGCUGGAAUUCAUAUAGGAAAUCCUUCACCACUGCCAAAAGAAAUCCAAACAUUCAUAGACAGUUCGCCUAAAGGAGUGAUAUAUCUAAGUUUGGGUUCAGCAGCUAAGUUCAGCGGACUUCCGAAACACAUGCACGACUCAUUCACAAACGUAAUGGAAAAAUUACCCUAUCGAGUGAUCUGGAGACACGACAAACCUGAAAUGGUUUCGAAUACGUCAAAAAAUAUCCUAGUUCAAAAGUGGCUCCCCCAGAAAGAUAUUCUAGCUCACCCGAAAGUCAUUCUGUUCAUAACACAUAGUGGGAUUUUCAGCACGUUCGAAGCAAUCUAUUUCGCUGUACCAAUGUUGACUUUUCCUAUUUUAUACGACCAGUUUACAAAUGCAGUUUUGAUAAAAAGUUUAGGAGCUGCAUUGCCUCUAGAAUUGCAUAAUCUUAACGAACAAUCUUUGAUGUCAGGCAUAAACGAAGUGGUACAAAACAACAAGUAUCGAGAAAAUGUUAAAAAACUAUCGAAUAUUUUCAAAGACAGACCUCUGAAUCCUCAAGAUACGUUGGUUUAUUGGGUGAAUUACGUACUCAGGCAUAAAGGUGCUUCAAAUUUAAAACCAGCAGGAGCAAAGUUACCAUUUUAUCAGCAUUUAUUAUUGGAUGUGAUUUUAUUUUUGACAGUUGUGAUAAUUUCAACUGGCUACAUCGUUUAUUCAACUCUAAAAACGACCACUUCGCUAUUGAAGAGGUUGUUACGUAAUAAGUCAACUAUACGAAAACCAAAAACGUCUUAAUAAUUGUGAUGUUUCCUUACUUAUUUUAGGAAGUGACAAAAGAAGAUACUUGUACUACCUGUACCUUACUUAUUUCAUCAGGAAUGCAAUAAAAAUUUAUCAAAUUAUCGUUGCAAAGACCUCCCAAACUAGUACUCUCUAAUUUGAACAAAUUCAAAAUAGAUUAGAAGAGCAUGGCCCAACUCCCCCUCCCCACUCCCCGAGUAAACAAAAAAUAGCAAGACCUUCGGUUUUUGGCGAGUUUUUUGAAAAAAUGUAAAAAAUCCAAAGAAGCUGAUUCAAGAGAGAUUCUUCGACUUUUUCAUGUCUACAUUUUUUUAAACAAUGUGGACUAACACGUUGAUAAUUCCUUAAAUUCAACCCCAGUACAUCAAUAACUUCUAGUUUUGGGUAAUUCUGGAGCCUCCAGCGAUUUCACAAAUUUUCUCUAGAAACAAAUUACCCUAGAAAGACCAAAAAUGAACUCUUUGGUGUGUUCUUCUGCUUAUGGGGCAUCCUCUUGGCCGUUUCACGUAGUUACCGCAAAAUUCCGGGAGUUACAGCUCAAAAGUAAAUUUUGAGGCAAUUUGUAAAUUCCAAGACAAGUGAAAAAAUCAAAUUUUCAAAAGAGAAAUCGCCUGAUGUGUGUACAUAAAAUGUAUAGGAGGAUUUUGCCAGAAUUCUAAGGAGACCUUUGGCUCCAGAGGAGUCUCUGAAGGCGAGAUAAGUACUCAAAAAACGGUAAUUUUCAAAAAAAAAUCGUGUUUUUUUCCCCUUGCUUCUACCCAACAUGUUACAAAAAAAAAAUAGCCCAAUCCAAUGUUGAAAAAGGCCAUUUCACUCAAUGUAAUGAACUCAUCACAAAAAAAUCAAAAUUCGAAAAAAUUGUAAAAAUAAACGAAUUUUAAUUUUUUGACUAUGAGUGUGAUUUUUAUCAACUUUUUUUAUGAAAUAUGUCGGAAAGAGGCCAAAAUAAGACAACAGAAUGAAUUUAAACUUUUUUUAAAAUUUGGAAUUGAAAAUUAAAUUUUUUCAAAUUUUGAUUUCUUGUGAUGAGUUCAUUUCAUCGAGUGAAAGGGGGUUUUCAAUUUUUUCAACGGAUACGUAAAAAUAGGGGUGAAAUGGGUCAACUUCAUCACUCAAAACUUUUUUUCAUGUUUUAAAUCAAAAAAUCGCAUUUUUCACAAAUUGACCAAAAUUCAAUUUGAAAUUAGCUUCUAUGCAAUUUUGUGGUAACUACACAUCUAAAACGGUCAAGAGAGUGCCGAAUAAGCACCAACCAGUUAUAAUUAGGUUGUCUUGAAGUUGAUUCUUGAUUCUUUUAAAGUAAUUUGACUUUUUGGAAAAAAUUGAAAAAUCGAUGGAGGCUCCAUGAUGUUUCAAAAUAUGUAGUAAUUUUUGAUCUGUAGGAAUUGAAUUGAAAAAAUAUUCAUAUUUGUUCACUCUGCUCAAAAAAUUUAUAACCUUUAAAAAAGUUCAAAAAUCGCCUUUAAAAGUAGCUUUUUUGAAUUAUUAAAUUUUCAAAAAUUUGCCAUAAAUUCAAAAAUUAACUUCAGGAUGUAAAAUUUUGGUUACGAGGAUUUUAAGAAUUACAAUUUCGAUCUGGCUCGGUUUCUUUCAAAUCGAAAUGAGAGCCCCCAUUCAGAAAACUCUUUUGUUAGAAUUUUUAUUGUCAUAUUAAAUAAUUUUUUGUCAA